AAAAAAAGAUAUUCUAUUACCCUAUAUAUUCAUGUGUUACAACUUUGAGAACGCGUAAUCGUAUCGAGAAGAAGCUUCAGCACCAGAAGCCGUUUCGUCUCAAAAUCUCUCUCGGUUCUUUAAUUCUCUUUCUCGACGGUAAGGCCUUUCUUUACCUUUGAAAAUAUUCAGGAAGAUCUGCACAAAUCGACGUCUAGGGUUUGGCUUCUCGAUUUGUUUUUUUUUUUUGCUUGAUCUUCGAUUUGUGGUUGGUUUUAAUUUUUACUUGAUUGAUCGAUCUUUUUUCUUACCUUACGUUCCAUAAUCCAAUCUUGUGUUCGGUAUUACAUGUUAUCUGUGUGCUGAUUCAAGAAAAAAGAAAAAAAAAGUGUUAAAUUCUGGAUAAUUGAUUUGGGGUUUAGGGUUUCGAAGAAAUUUGGGAUUUUUUUUUUCUUUUUCAAAAUUGUGUUGAGAAUUUUGUGGUGUUCGGUAAUAUGGCGACAGGAGGAGUUGAUCUAUUGAGAAGAAGGGAUUUUCGCAGUUCUGAAAAAGAGUUUAAUCAUGGAAAUGAUGGUUCGCUUGUUGUGGAUGCGAGUCGAGUUCGUGGUUAUCGCUGUAGGCGUGAGAAUGGUUCUGUUUCGGGUUCUAGACGUAGUGGGUUUUGUGGUAGGGAGGCGUGGACUAAUAGUGGUGAAGCCUCAAAGGUUGAAGAUGUAGAUGUAGUUCAGGUCCCUCCUGAGAAUAAAAGAAAAAUUUCCCCUAUCAUAUGGGAUAGAGAGGAGGAUAGGAAAGUUUCUUUUAAGAAAAGAGUCCUACCAGCUACUCCUGGACAUGAGAGUGUGGUUAAAUCAGUUUGCCAAGUAUCCGAAGUUGUUUCAAAAUGCGAGGCUUCUGAAAUAGACAAGAAGGUGGAGCUCUCAACACAGGUUGAGGCUGCCGCAGCUGAUGAUUUGGUGGAACCUUUUCUGCCCAAGAUCUCAGGUGGUUUUUCUUCUGAAGAAUUGAUUCAUCAGUAUGGAGGUGUUCACCAGCAAGAUCAAGUGAAGGAAGAUGUUAAAAUUGAGACUCGAAACAUUUUAACGUCGAGGUGGGCAUCUGAAGGAGAUUCUCCGCAGCAUGUUUCUGAUGAUGUUUGGAAUGCUGAUAGUAGGAGGAGCUCAACCCCUGAAAGUGGGGAGUUUCAAAGAGAAGACUCAGCAGGUUAUAGGUCUGCAAUUUCUUGCUCAGAUGAUGAAGAUGGUUUCCAUAUUGGAUCUGGAAGUGGCAGUAGGUGUUCUGGUAGUGGAAGUAGAAGCAGAUCUUCUAAAAGAGAGCCAUCUUUGGAUUUUAUGGAUGGUUAUGACAGUAGGGAUGCCAGAACAAACCAGGUUUAUUGUGGUGAAGAGGAUGAUGAUGAGCUUUUACAGAUUGAAGAACCUGCAGCAUCUACCAGUCACCGUGUUAACAUGCUCCAGGGUUGCAGAAGUGUGUUUGAGUAUGAAAAACUUAACAAAAUUAAUGAAGGAACAUAUGGUAUUGUGUAUAAAGCCAAAGAUAAGAAAAGUGGAGAAAUCGUGGCUUUAAAGAAGGUGAAGAUGGAUGUAAACAAGGAUGAUGGGUUUCCUUUGUCAUCUUUGAGGGAAAUCAACAUUCUUUCAUCGUUUAGUCAUCCUUCAAUUGUCAAUGUGAAGGAAGUUGUGAUGGAUGAUGAUGAUGGAGUUUAUAUGGCUAUGGAGUAUAUGGAAUAUGACCUCAAGGGGCUAAUGGAGACUAUGAAAGAGCCAUUCAGUGUUAGCGAAGUUAAAUCGUUGAUGCUCCAACUGCUAGAGGGUGUGAAAUAUCUUCAUGACAAUUGGGUGCUUCACCGAGAUCUUAAAACAUCAAAUAUUCUUAUCAAUAAGGAUGGUGAGUUGAAGAUAUGCGACUUUGGGUUAUCACGGCAGUAUGGUAGUCCACGAAAGCCGUAUACUCCUUUAGUGGUGACUCUGUGGUACAGGGCUCCUGAGCUUCUUCUUGGAACCAAAGAAUACUCGACAGCUAUUGAUAUGUGGUCAGUUGGGUGUAUAAUGGCUGAGUUGGUAGCUAAGGAACCCCUAUUUAGAGGGAAAACUGAAGUCGAGCAGAUUGAUAAGAUUUUCAGGACUCUUGGCACACCAAAUGAGACAAUUUGGCCUGGGUUUUCCAAGUUGCCGGGUUCCAAAGCCAAAUUUGUUAAAAAUCCGUACAACCUAUUGCGUAGGAAAUUUCCUGCCACAUCUUUCAUAGGUUCUCCAGUUCUUACCGAUUCAGGAUUUGACUUGUUGAGCAAACUUCUAGCCUAUGACCCCGAGAAGCGAAUAACAGCGGAGGAGGCACUAAAUCACAGAUGGUUUGUUGAGGCUCCUCUCCCCAGAUCUGAUUUCAAGCCUUCUCUUCCAGUGCUACAGGGUAAAAACAGGUACCCAGGCAGCAGGCUGCGUGAAAAAUUUUCACAUCUAUAAUCCUGACAAAAAGGGAUCUUCUAAUUUUUAAUUUUUUAUUUGAAAAAGACCAAAUAUUUGACUGGUCACUUGAGAAGAACUAACAGGCAUCUAGAUACAUAGCAACAAGCAACAAAAGGGGUAAUGGUAAUGCAAGGAUUUUAUAUUUGUUUUGAUUAUCUUAUUCAGUCGAUCUGCAGUUUUUUAAACUGUGAGUGUCAGUGCCACGAAGCAGUCCGCAGUUGUAGCAGUUGCUCCAUGUGAAUGUUUGGAACAAUUUACUCAGGUGGAAUGAUAGUUAUUGAUAUUUUAUUUUUAAAAUGUAUAAUAUUUUCUCUUGUAAAGUUCUCGACUAUGAAAGUAAUGAAGAUUAUGAAUUUUACUGCAUCUA
This is a messenger RNA of Cannabis sativa, 2808 nucleotides long. Its product is annotated as cyclin-dependent kinase G-2. The coding region runs from base 474 to 2438 and encodes 654 amino acids. Gene Ontology annotation, cellular component: nucleus. Gene Ontology annotation, biological process: protein phosphorylation; regulation of mitotic cell cycle. Gene Ontology annotation, molecular function: cyclin-dependent protein serine/threonine kinase activity; ATP binding. The transcript is spliced from 5 exons. The record is from RefSeq and is a predicted model, not a curated record. NCBI's taxonomy places the organism in Eukaryota, Viridiplantae, Streptophyta, Magnoliopsida, Rosales, Cannabaceae.